This is a messenger RNA of Trichoderma breve, 2322 nucleotides long. Its product is annotated as mitotic checkpoint protein domain-containing protein. The transcript is spliced from 2 exons. NCBI's taxonomy places the organism in Eukaryota, Fungi, Ascomycota, Sordariomycetes, Hypocreales, Hypocreaceae. Bases 1 to 2322 code for a protein of 773 amino acids. Gene Ontology annotation, biological process: mitotic spindle assembly checkpoint signaling; attachment of mitotic spindle microtubules to kinetochore. Gene Ontology annotation, cellular component: kinetochore; nuclear envelope; mitotic spindle. The record is from RefSeq and is a predicted model, not a curated record.
AUGCGCGGCCGCGCUACGCAGGAAGCGGGAGGCUCUGCCGGUCGGCCAAAUUCUCGAUCGACCAGCAGAUUAAGAACCGCAAGCAGCUCCAGCCUGCCACGGCCAAAUCUGUCACUCCGUGAUUCAAGGAUAGCGUCUUUUCGAGCAACUCAGCCCAUUCCCACCAUUCAGACCGCAGAAUCAAGCACGUCCAGACCGGCAUCAAGACAAAGCAAUGCGGCUGCAUCAGUUCGAGGCUCGCUCAAGAGCUCGGGAUCAAAGGAAAAUUUAGUGCCGCCCAGCACAGACGGACAUGAAAAGCUUCACAGAGAGAUCGAGGCCCUCAAGGCCGAGAUUGGAACCUUGCAAUACCGCCUGCAGACUGCCGAGCAAGAAAAGGACAUUGCGCUGUCUCAGCAAAGCAACAAGAUGGAGCAAGCCCGACGGCGAGAACAGGAAGAGGCCCAGCAACGCCAAUCGGCCGAGGCAGAAAAGGCCAAGGCGGACACCAAGAUGGAGUCGAUCAGGCGGGAAAUGGAGGAGUUGAAGGAGGCCGCAGAAAACGAAAAGCGAGCGCUUGAGUCCAAAAUUCGAGCCGCCGAGGACGAGGCCCGUCUUGCGCAGGAGCAAGUAGAGGACCUCACCAACGCCAAAGACGAAGCCGCGAGAAGAGCAGACAAAAAGGCCAAUGACUUGCAGAUGCAAAUCGCCGCAGCAAACAGCUCAAUACAGGAGAUGGGGCAAGAGGCCGAGGCACGGGAGUCGGCGCUGCAGCAGUACCAAGAGCAGAUUCUGGAAAAGGAUGGCGUGAUUGGCAGGCUAGAAGCAGACGUGUUGCGGCUCAAGGCGCAAAGCGGCGAUGCAGAGACCAUGGAAGUCAUCAAGAGGGAGCUGUCAGAACAAGUUUCGCACAUCCGUGCCCUCGAAGCUACAAAUCGCGACCAGCUUGCCGAGCUGAAACGACUCCGAGCCGUCAACAAGGCUGUCGAGAUUGUCGAGGAGGAAAAGAGGACACUGUUGCGCAAGGUCGAGGCUGCGGAGAGGCUAGAGGCGGAGCUGGCAGAGGCCAGGAUACAGCGGCAGCGACUGGAAGACGAGCGUCUAUCGUGGUCGGCCUAUCUAGAGAAUGUGUCGGAAACAGGCCAGGCCGAGUUCGACUCUCCUGAAGAGAUUGCGCGGGCGCUCGUUCAAGAGCGGCUGACGAGUGCCUCUUACGUCGAGCAGCUUGGAGCUGUCCGUGCUGAAGUUACAGCGCAACAAGGGCAGAUUCAAGCCUUGGAGGAAGAAAAGGCCCAGCUACGGAGUCAAGUCGAGAAUGCUACAACGUCUGCGCAGGCCGCCAAUACCGACAAGGUGCGCAUGCGUCUGGAUCGCCAGCGAGCGUUGGCCCUGAAAGAAGUCGAGUACCUGCGCGCACAGCUCAAGGCGUUUGACACUGAGGAGCACGCGAUGCAGCCCGAUGACUAUGACGAGAAGCGGGCGGCGCGGAUCCAGGAGCUGGAGGACAUGGUGGACAAUUACAAGAUGGAGGUGCAGCAGCUGCAUGGCGAGCUCUCAUCCAUGGACGUCUCGUCACAGCAAGCGUCGUCGCCACAACUGUUAUUAGCAGGGAGCAAACGAAGCCGCGAGGAAGACGACGUCGCCCAGGAGCAAAUGGGCCAGCUUACGCGUAAGAAUCGCAAGCUUCAGGAGGAUCUGACGAGCCUGCAGACGCAGGUUGCUAUGCUCGAAAAGGACCUCUCGGCCAGUCGCGAGCAGCUUGCUGCGGCUAAGGAGCAGACCAAGACGCGCGUGCUGUCGCUGAGAUCCAACCCGACCUCGGACUAUGAGGCGAUCAAGCGGGCGACGCUGGAGGCGCUGCAAAAGGAGAACAAGGAGCUGCUGGCGACGCUGCGAUCGAAGCAGACGGACCCAGCGAUCCCCUUGGUCCCGACGUCGGUGCUGAGCGCCAUGGAGCGCGAAAUCGCGGCGGCCAAGGCAGAGACGGCGAGCGCGCAAAAGUCGGCGCGACGGCUCAAGGAGGUCUGGGGCUCCAAGUCACAAGAGUUUAAAGAGGCCAUCUUCUCGACGCUUGGGUGGACGGUGACGUUUAUCCCCAACGGCAAGAUGCGAGUAGAGAGCACGUUUUACCCGUCGCAAACAGACGAGCACGAGAACUCGAUUGUGUUUGACGGCGAGAGGGGCACGAUGAAGGUGGGCGGCGGGCCUAAGAGCGCAUUUGCACGCAAGAUUGGGGAUCACAUUGGGUUCUGGGUGAGGGAGAAGGGAUGCAUCCCGGGAUUUUUGGCGGCACUGACUCUGGAGUUUUACGAAGAGCAUGCGAGGGCCGCUUCAGGGGAAUGA